UUCUCAAGGUUGACAGAGAGGUUUGUGAAUGGGGUGGAUAUAUUAAUGGACACAUUCUGGAGAAUAUGGACUGAUUUGUUAGAUGUUCUUGGAAUUGAUGCCUCCAACUUGACUCAUUAUUUCAGCCCAGCGGCGAUUGCCAACAACCCGACCCGUGCUCUUCUGCUGAUUGGUGCCAUUUUACUUGCCUAUUGGUUUUUAUCUCUCUUCCUCGGAUUCUUCUUCUAUCUUCUGCACAUGCUGUUUGGCCGCUUUUUCUGGAUCGCGAGGGUCGCCCUUUUCACUCUCUCGUGCGUGUACAUCCUCCAGAAGUACGAAGGUGACCCAGAACACGCAGUCCUGCCUCUCUGCUUUGUCGUAGCUGUCUACUUCAUGACAGGGCCGGUUGGAUUUUACUGGAGAAGAAACAGCAACAGCAGCCUUGAGGAGAAGAUGGACCACCUCGACAGCCAGAUCAGACUUCUGAACAUACGUCUUUCCAGGGUGAUCGAAAACCUGGACAGAGGCAGUGACCAGUGAACCGACCCCUAUAGACCACUGUACACCAGCUCUAGAGAAUUCCUAAGCACUGUCUCAUUCGAAGUUACAAAGCAACAAAACAUCACAUGGUAAAAAGUGUGCAAAGUUAUAACUUUUCAUCAUGUGUAAGACUAAUUUAUCUAGAUUAUACACUCAGCCAUUAUACUUGUAGGAAAAAAAAAAAUUUAAAAAAUUCAGCUGUAUAUUCAGAGAGUUUUAUCCAGUACUAGAAUUUUCUCAGUAGGUAAACGCUUACUUUUACAAGCAUUUAAAAACAUCUUUUGUAAAGUUUUUAUAAAAGCAAAUUGAGUAGUCUUUCAGAUAUUGAAAUUGAGCUAAACAUAUGCAAAUUUGACACUUAAAAAGUUAAAAAGAAAAAAAAAAAUCUACCAAACACUUUCAUUGAGAAGUAACUGCCGUGGGUCCACAUUUUUUUUCAAAGUUGUGAAUGUUUUUGGUUUAUUGUUGGCUUAUUUCAUUGCCUUGAAGUUGCCUUUCAUAGAGUAUCAGAUGAGGAAUUUUCUGGUAUCCAGGCCAAAAAAUU
This is a messenger RNA of Leptosomus discolor (cuckoo roller), 1063 nucleotides long. The record is from RefSeq and is a predicted model, not a curated record. Lineage: Eukaryota; Metazoa; Chordata; Aves; Leptosomiformes; Leptosomidae.